Molecule: messenger RNA, 868 nt
Organism: Raphanus sativus (radish)
Lineage: Eukaryota; Viridiplantae; Streptophyta; Magnoliopsida; Brassicales; Brassicaceae
Product: probable pectinesterase/pectinesterase inhibitor 7
Exons: 1
Coding region: 104-868 (254 amino acids)
Molecular function (GO): enzyme inhibitor activity
Source: RefSeq, a predicted model, not a curated record
UUGUAAACUGAAACGAAAACCUAAUAUUAGAUAGAUCAGGCAUGUAUAAAUACACAUAAAACAUAUUGAAGUAAACUUGUAACAACUACACUUUUUAGUAGCCAUGGCUCAAAAUAGUAUUCUGUUCACCUCCAUCUCUUUGCUUAUUUUCUCUAUCUUUUCUCAUUGUCAAGCCCUAACUUCCUUGGAAGAUCUUUGUGAUGUCACUCCUCAUCCGACAGUCUGUAGAUCCGUUCUACCCGUCGGGUCACCCGGCUCAGUUUCAGGAUUUGCCAAUAUUGUCAUCCUAAAGUCUCUAGAAGCUUCAAAACACCUUCUCGCCUCAUUGGACCCGCAUCAUCCCGCAUCAGGACCCCUUGAUGAUUGCCAAUUACUAGCUGGUCUGACCGUUGACCAGCUCACACGUGUGAACGUCAUCAAGGACACCGUUGUUGGGACCUCCGAGGUCAACGAUCUCCUCACGUUGCUUAGCGCCUCUCUUACCAACUACGAGACAUGCCUAGGCUCGUUUCAUGAUGUCACCGGAGAGUCGUCCGAGAAUUUUGUUAAGGACCACCAAGACAUCCUCACACCUGUCGCGGACGGAAUAAAGCUGAUUAGUGUUUCUCUUGCCUUGUCCAAGGAGGCUUGGCCGAUAGCAUCUGAUGCUUCAGGGAGAAAGCCACCACCGAGGAUUCUUACGGAGGAGAAAAAGUCUUCUUCUCCCGACGUUUCGUAUGCGAAGGUGACGAAACGUGAGAGAAUGAUCUACGAGAGAGUCAAGGUUUUGGGACGAAAGCUUCUUCAGGUUUCUUUUCUAUCAACCGAUCGUAUAGACUUUGCAAUUUUCUCAGAUCAUCUAACAUAUAAUAGGGAUUGUAGAAAAUAA